AUGAACUGCAAUUAUCAUAUUAAAAAUCCAAUAACUUUGAUAUGUAUAGCCACCCACAAAUGCUAAAGGAAACUUUGUGUUAAAUGUUUAUAUGAUCAUGGAGUGGAGAUCAAAAAAACUGUUCCGAUUGAAGAAUUUCAAGAAAUGGUGAUCCAGAAAAUAAAAGACUCUAGGCUUGAUGAUACAUCAGAGUUAACCAAAUAAAAAAUGGCUUUUGAAUCAAUGCUGUCUCAAAUCGAGAGUACGAUAAAGAAAAUUUGGGAAGAAUUAUCAGAAUCAAUCUAAUAGAUAUAUGAUAUAAUUGAACAAUAAGAUAAAUCAUAUAUUAAUCUCAUCAACUAGAAUACAAAUCUUCUUGAAACUUCAUAUACAGAGUUAGAGUAAUUAGUACAAAUAUUAUAAGGAAAAACAUUAAAUGAUUGGAAGGCUUAGAAAAAAAUUUAUUUGACUAAGUUGGAAAAGGCAAAGACUUUAUGGGGCUCAGAAAUCAAGUCAUUUAAUGAAAAAAUAAAGAAAGAAACAAAUAAGAUUUUUUCUUAGCAAUUUAACCCCUCUACUGCUUUAAAGCCUAUAUAACAAGAAGCCGAAGUAUAUAAAAUGAAGGAAGACCUUUAUGAGAUGCUCACUUACAUCCAAGAUAUUGAUGAAACUAUCUAUACAAAGAUUCUUGAAAUAUUAAGAAGAGAGAAAGUUUCAGACAUCCUUGAAUUUCUUAAAAAGGCAAACACUAACCUCUAUGAAUAGUUAAUCAACAAGCAAGAGAACAUAAACGAAGUAAGCAAGAAAAUUAAAAAAAUAACUAAUGUAUUGGGAAAUAUCAAGGAUCAUAAAUUUAAUAAAGAUGACUAUUCUUCAGAAACUUAAGAAAAGACAAGAGAAUAUCUAAUAAAGAGGAUGAAGGACAAAAAGGGGAUCAUAGAUUUUAUCAAGUUUUUAGUACUCCUCACAAGUAGAGAUGAUCAAUUCAUUUAAAGUGGGUCAAAUGGAUUAAACUUAUUAGUAGGCAUGAAGGUGGAUCUCAGGAAAUAGUCUUUAGAGAAUAUUAGGAUAAAGAAUACAUCUUUAAUUGGAGGUAACUUUGUUAGAUGCAACUUGAGUGGAUCAGAGUUUGAUAAUGUAGAUAUAAGUGGAAUGAAUUUGAAUGGUACUUAACUAUUCAAUUGUAAGUGGAAGAACAUAAAAGUCCAUGAAUUAAAUAAGUUGGAUGGUCAUAGUAGUUGUGUAAAUUCAGUCUGUUUUUCUCCUGACGGAAAUACAUUAGCUUCUGGUAGUUAUGAUGACUCUAUCCGUCUAUGGGAUGUCAAAACAGGAUAAUAAAAAGCCAAAUUAGAUGGUCAUA
Messenger RNA from Paramecium pentaurelia, 1339 nucleotides. The record is from the annotation of a GenBank genome assembly. NCBI's taxonomy places the organism in Eukaryota, Ciliophora, Oligohymenophorea, Peniculida, Parameciidae.